UCGGUGAAGAAGUUCCUCGACCAAAUCAUGCAACACCGGAUGGCGUGGCCUUUUCUGGAGCCUGUCGACGGCCACCUGUAUCCAUCCUACUACCAGGGCCCGCACGCCGUCAUGGAUCCGAUUGACCUUUGCACCAUCAAGAUGAAGCUCGAGCAAGGAUCCUACGCCGGUGCGGGCGCCGUCAAGGCGGACGUGGACGGUGUGUGGGAAAACUGCCGCCACUUCAAUGGCGAGACCCAUCUCUACUCGACGAUGGCAGACGAGCUCGAGAGGCGCUUCAACAAGAAGUUGAACUCCCUG
Molecule: messenger RNA, 300 nt
Organism: Emiliania huxleyi CCMP1516
Lineage: Eukaryota; Haptophyta; Isochrysidales; Noelaerhabdaceae
Exons: 1
Biological process (GO): chromatin remodeling
Cellular component (GO): CERF complex
Molecular function (GO): protein binding
Source: RefSeq, a predicted model, not a curated record